Chinchilla lanigera (long-tailed chinchilla) is the source of this 4288-nucleotide messenger RNA. RefSeq names its product small integral membrane protein 5 (gene Smim5). The coding region runs from base 508 to 744 and encodes 78 amino acids. NCBI's taxonomy places the organism in Eukaryota, Metazoa, Chordata, Mammalia, Rodentia, Chinchillidae. The record is from RefSeq and is a predicted model, not a curated record. The transcript has 3 exons.
UACCAUAGGCUCAGGCCGAGCCCCCUGGGGUCAUCUCCACAGGGAACCAGACCAGAAGAAGGCAGCAGCCCAGCCCCAGCCUGCAGCUCAGCCCCAGCCCACAGCCCAGCCCACAGGAGGGGAGGGCAGAGGAAGAGGAAGAAUGAGAGAGGGAGCUCAUCCUGAAGCUGACCUCCUAGGCGGGGAAAGGCUAGUGCAAAGUGUACGAUGGGCUCCAACCAGGGCUCCCUCUAGCUCCCCCUCUGGAUGGUAAUUUGACACUUGCAUCUCCAGGACGACCAAAAACAAAAAAGCUGGGGCUGGGACAGUAGCUGGCUGUCAGGAGCUGGUGCUGAGGAGAGGUGCCCAGGGGAGCAGCAGCAGGACUGGAAAGCAGCGUCCACGAAGGAAGUACAAGGUGGUGGCCAAGGGCCUGGGAAGGCAGAAGAGGCUCUGCAGUGGGACACCCCUUCUUGGCCCCCCAAUACCUCUGUUUCCAGCGCUGGAGCUCUGGCAGAAACGCACAGCAUGGUGACCGAAGACUUUGUUCGGGAGAUGCACUCUGUGGGUGAGAGGCUGCUGAUGAAGCUUCGAGGGCUGUCUCAGGCUGAGCCUGUGGAGCUUGUGGCCUUCUCCAUCAUCAUCCUUUUCGCAGCCACUGUUCUGUUGCUGUUGCUGAUAGCCUGCAGCUGCUGCUGCGUGCACUGCUGCUGCCCUGAACAGAGAGGCAGGAAGGUCCAGGUGCGGCCCAUGACCUCGCCAUGAGGGACAGUGGAGAAACCAGAAGAGAAGCUGGAGAGGUGACUGCCAGAGCCAUAACAUAGGCUGUCAGCCUGAGCCUGCGGUUCUUACCUCUGCGGACAAGGACACCCUGGCUUCAGCUCUGGUCCUGUCCAGGUGCCAGGACACUGAUGCAUGAAGCUUAUCAAGAAAACAAGGGCUGGCACAGGCACAAAACCUUAUCUGCCAGUGGACACUGGAUGCUGAGGACAAGCCGACUGUUUCAGAAUCAGUAAGCCUCCUGAACUUUUUAUAAAACAAGGACACAUGGGUCUUCAUUCUUUGAUGGGGAACGGCCCACAUGUGUGGGCAGCUAGUCCUGCUGAUCCAUGCCAGAGAGGAGUGAGGCAAUCAGAGGGAUUUUGUACAACGGCUACAGGAUCCCAGGCUCCCAACCGGGGGAACAUGUCAGCAUUCUAGCCCAGUACUUGCCUGUUUAUUCUAGCCCAGUACUUGCUCCCCGACCGGGGGAACAUGUCAGCAUUCUAGCCCAGUACUUGCUUUUAUUAACUGAAAGCUUUUUUUAGUUAUGUGUUUCUCAGGUUGGGCUGGGCUCUAUGCAACAGGAAGGCAGUGCCAGAAUUUUAGGGGUGUGACCCGUGACUGUUCUUUAUAGGUCACAGCUCUCCCUGUGGCCAUGAAGGCUGGAAAAUCACAGAGAGGAAUGCCAUGCAGGUGGCGAUGCUAUGAAACCAAUGGAGGAACAUGGAAACAUUCCUGUCAUGCAUAGUUAUUAACAAGCACUGGCUGCUGGAUCCCCACUCUGCUGAGUGAGGGAAGCUGUUUGCCCCAGGGCAGGCACUAGGCCAAGGAACACCACAGCCCGUAACUUCUACCUGCAUACCCCAUAUGAGCAGGCUCAGGCCACUGGAUCUUCCCAAACUUCUGGAGCCAGAGAAGAAAAGUUAGCUCCUAGUAUGAUCUAAAACUUGCAUCCUACACCUUUGGUCCUGUCCCCAUUUGUAUGAUGAUGGGGCUCAUUCAUACCUACUUCUGUCACUUACCAGCUACAUGCACUCAACCUCCCUGAGUCAGGUCUCUUCCCUAGUGAAAUGGGCUAAUCCUGGUACUUGCUUCCUGGGGUAUCUUGUGAGGAUACACUAAGAUGACCUACGUCUAGCAGUUAGCACAGUGCCGGACAUGUCCUAAGAGGUCCAUAAACAUGAACUGUCAUUAUUUGCCCCUUUAACAAUGGAUCAAGCUGGGGAGAUAGCUCAGUGACAGAAGCGCCUGCCUGGCAAGCACAAGGUCCUGAGUUCGUUCCCAGUACAAAAAAAAACAAAAAAGAAUGGAUCAACCCAGAGCAUGAUGGACCCAUUUUAAAGAAUGUUACUACUAAAAUGAAACCUCCUUCUGGCCUCCCACCCUUCAGUUUUCUUCCCUAGAGGCAGAGCUACAAGCUCAGAAAUGGGGGGAGGGAGUGGAGGCACACAUAUGUGAGGCUCUAUACAUGCCACUGGGGCUGGGACACAGCAUUCUAUUACGCCUCCUUUCUAACUGUCCAGAGCCAUCAUACCAGGAUCUAUAACUUUUCACAUGCUUCUGCCAUCUGAGUCUGAGCAGCACACAUUCUAGUUUUCUGAGAGCACAACCACGUCUGCCCAGAAAACAGGAUAUGGAGAGAGGAUGACAGGCCCUGCCAUCUUCAGUUGGCAAUCUAGGCCAUGCAGGCAGGGACAAGCAGGCAAGAGUUCUACUUCCUGGUGUUCAUAGACUUACUCUCCUGACAGGUUUGGACAGAAGACUCAGAAAGGAAGUGUUCCCAUACAAAAAAAAAGAAGCCGAAGAACUACCUGUCCUCAGCCCCACCCAAAGAAUGGGCUCUAGAAUAAUAAAAACAACAACAAUGACAAUGAUGAUAAAGACAGCUAAAAUUCACUGAGGGCCUGCACAUGCCUAGGCAUUAUCUUAAGCAUUUUCAUGCAGACAAAUUCAUUUAAUCAUCACAAUACCUCCCUGCUGUAGGGAGGUAUUAUCCUCACUUAGACAAGAGGAUAUUAAAUCUUAGUGACACUAGGUGAUUUGUCCAAGUUUGGCCAGCUUAAAAGUGGCACAGCCAGUCUCUGGGUCCAGUCUUUCUGGCUCCAGAGCCCUUGUUCACCACACCCACUGCCCUGCUGCUUCCCAGGUGCACGACAGAUAAGGCUCUGAUUCCAUUAUCCUCCAUCAACAAACCCUACAUCCAAACACACACACCAAAACUCUGUCCCAAACUGCCUCCAACAGGUAGGAGCUGGAGUGGCGCCCAACUAGGUGUCAGAAGAAAAGGCCAGGCAUAGUGGGAGGGACAGGAAGACCUGCAUUUUCACACCCGGCACCACUGGCUAGAGGUAGAAGCCCUUAGCUCAGGUGCUGCUCUAACAGGGAUCCAGCCCAGUUCCCUCCUGGCUCUUCCUCAAGCAAGGCUUCAUCAGCAUCAAGACUGGCCCUCCACGGAAGGCCUGGUAGGCACACCUGUGAUCACAGCACUUGGGAGGCUAAGGCAGGGAAAUAAGGCCAGCUUGGGCUACAUAUAUAGCAAGACCCUCUCUCAAAAACUGCCAUCUGAGUCCUCACAGCACACAUUCUAGUUUUCUGAGAGCACAACCAUGUUUGCCCAGAAAACAGGACACGGAGAGAGGAUACCAGGCCCUGCCAUCUUCAGUUGGCAAUCUAGGCCAUGCAGGCAGGGACAAGCAGGCAAGAGAAGCUCUCACUGGUUGUUUCUACUUCCUGAUGUUCAUAGACUCUCCUGACGGGUUUGGAUGGAAGACUCAGAAAAGAAGUGUUCCCAUACAAAAAAAAGAAGCCCAAGAACUACCUGUCCUCAGCCGCACCCAAAGUCCAGCUGCUGAGAGGUGGGCACUAUGGACAGCCCUGGGCACACAUAGGCUAACUAACUAACCAUUUGCACCUUUCUGUUGCAUGGCAGGGAGUACAUAACUGCCAGGCCCAAAUAAGCUGUCCCUGCCCACAGCACACUUGCUCCUCCCUGCUCUACAGCCUCACCACCACUGUCGGGCCAAGUCCCACACAGACAUCCAGCCUGCUCAGAUGAACAGAUACUCUGGCCCGACAGCAGCCAGGCACAUUCUCUGGAUGUACAGCCUCUAGGGUGGGUCUUCCCUGAGGAAGAUGGACUAGAAAAGGAGGCAGCUAUCACCUACUGUGGUAAAAAUAAACAGAAGGGUACUGUGGGCCUCGGAUACUUGAAGAUUGCUAAUGGCCAAAGAAUGGGCAGCCAUUAGGCUGCAUCAGGCCUGGAAAACAUCCAACUGACUCUGGACACCAUUUCUGGAACUACCCCACACCAUCCUAGACCAAGCUGCCAGCAGUGUUUGCAGGACACACGGCAUGCAGCCUAAGCGCUCUCCACAGUGGUCUUGCCAGCCUUCUCACACCACCUCCCCUGUGGCCUCUGCUGCACCAGUGUCUGCUCUCAGUUCUGCAAAAGGGCUGCCCUCUACACUGAAGAUCUAUGUGUUUUAAUGUCUGCACAUUAUACCUACAAUAAAGCCACUGAGACAAGAAUCUCAUUAGGAAAAUCUGA